UCCUCCUUCUCUAAACCUCUACUGCCAAAAGGAAAUGGAGUGUUAAGCCCCUGACAGACAGGCCGUUGCCCACAGGCUUUAAGAAGAACCUACCAUGUCAUUCCAACCACAGAGCACACAUCAGUUGGUGUCCAUUUCCCAGUCUGGGCCCCACAGUGAUCCUCAGGUACAAGAUGUAUGUUAUUGUGGACCUGCACUUUGUGGAAUUCUCCUGUCAAAUAAUCCACCAGACCUGCAAAAGAAGCGAUCAGAAAUGAUAUGUGAUCAUGGAAUGUGCAUACAUCAAAAUAAUAAAACAUGGGAAAUGAAGAAAAUGUUUGAAUCCUGUAGUAAGGAACACAUAUACAAGAGUAUGAUGGAGACUAUGAAGGCUACUUUAGAUGACUGUGGUAUAUAUGUGGAUGAAGAGCUAGGAUCUUAUUCAGCUGGAAGAGAUCUAAGAGAAGACAACAAGCCUUUCUUAUGCUUGUGGAAGAGAUAUGAAGUAGCACUUGAAAAAUGCACCUUCAAAUGGAGAGAUCUUCAUCUUUCAGGUGCUCUCAUAUGUGAAUUAAAGAAGUUGGAGUCACUUUGUACAGAAGAGAAGAAGAACAAACAGUGUAAGGCAAUACUGGAAAAGUACGGCUCUCAUAUCAGCACAAGCAACACAUUUGGAGGAAUUUACUGGCUUCGAGUAGAAAGUUCAGACUUCACUGAAGGGUCCAAAGAAACAAGAGAGCAGCUAAUAAGAAAAAUCACUGAAGUCCAACAUGACGUUCACUCAUUCACAGACAUAUCAGAAAUGAAAAGUCUGCUUCAGAGCGAGUAUGGAGAAAGUCACUUAGAAAAUACCUCAAUCUCCAUUCAGACAGUUGGAGGUCCAGCUGAUUGUUACACAUUUGAAAAAUGGAGAAGAGGGCUGUUGGAGGCAAAAGAUACAUGGAAGGUUAUUGAUCAUGGAGCUUUACAUCAGCUGGUACCAUUGUGGAAGAUUAUGAGUCUAAACCAUAAAGCAGAUUUUCAAAGUUGUGCCUCAGCAGCAAAUGUGAUCAAAACCUACUGGGAAACUGAAACUGGUUUGCUGGAUUUCAGCCAUGAAUUACAAAAUUUACUGGAGGCUGAAGAAAUCUUGCAAAAUUUACCCGAAAAAGUAGAAAUUUGGAAUCAAACAGACUCCCUUACGAUGAUGACAUGCAUUGAAUAUGUCACAGAAUGUACAAGAGUGCACUUUAAGAUUCUUGUAAGUCAAAGUGCCUCAGGGUUUGUAUGGGAAAAACUCUUCCUUUAUAACAGAAACAUUCAGACAUGGCUGGUGAAGAUGGUGAACUUUCUAACUUCUCCAGACACCUCACACCCAGUGGUCAGAGUUCUGCUGCAACAAGUAACAGAUUUCUUUGGUGAAUAUGGAAUUCGGGAAUUGGAAGGUCUUGAAUCUCUUAAAAGAUUUCUUCCCACCAUUAAAAAACAUGAAGAGAUAUUAAAUAUUCAAAGUGUAAAAGACCAGUUGUCUCAGAUGAAAACUUAUGCAACACUUGAGGACCCCCUAACAGAAGCAGCACAACAGAUAUGUAAUAACAAAGUUCGCUGUUCACUCCUGAAACUUAAGGACAUUGUUGGAAAAACAGGAGAGCAAUACCAUCAGAGCCUGGUGACUCUCCUCUUCUACAAAUACAUUAGAAAAGGUGACGUUUUGCUGAAAAUGACUGACUGGGAAGUGAUUAUAGAUAAAGUUAAUGAAUUAGAGCACCAUUUUAAUAAUCUGAAGAGCAUGGACAAAGAUGAAGGGGAGGCCUUUGUGAUCUUAAUGGCUCUUAAAAAGGCAGAAAGAUUACUAAAUACUAAAGAACAAGAGGCCAUAGAGCUUAUAAACAUUAUUAAGGAUGAAAUGGGAUCCAAUUUAUGUCCUGAAAUUCAGGAAAUUCUGAAUCAAGGUGGAGAACCAAAGUUAAACCUACAGCAGAUGAGAGACAAACUGAAUUCAAUCAUAAACAAAUGUAUUAAAGACAAGGAAAUGCAGCAAAAAAAUAUUAAUAAGAUUAAACCAUUGGCAUGCAAAAGUCCCAACUCCACAGUGCAAUUUCAACAAUUGGAGAGCCAGCCAUUGAAUACAAAUGAAAUUAUUGAAUUACUUGGGCUUGAUAAAUUCUGCAAGGUGAAACAAACUGUAAGACAAAUUAAGAAGUUCCACAAUUUAGAAUUUCUUUAUAGCAGUCCACCAGAACUUGUCAACGUACCCGGGUACUUCAUUGGAAGGCUGAUGAUGUUGCAUUCAAACACCAUGAACCUAAAGUGCCUAAAACCACAAACACAUCCUGAGGUAACAGAAAAGGAAUCGGUGACAGAAGAUGAGAAUGAUGACUGGUUUGGUGACACAAACGACAACAAGCUCAAUGUGAAUCCUCUUGACGUAGUUGUAGCUGUGUUUAUGUGCUCAGAUCUCUUUGUUCAACAAGAACUUGCGGUGAAAAUGUCUCUUUGCCAGUAUGCAAUCCCAUUACUUUUGCCAACCACAAAUAAAACUAAUACCUUCCUCCUUUGGGCAGUGAGUGCUGUCCAGAAGAAAUGGAAAAGAAAGUCCACAGAGAAAGAAAGUUGUGUUACUGACAAGAGACUUGCAACAUAUCCAAUGGCCCAUGUCACAUUUAUCCGACUGGGAGAUCUUCAGCGUUCAAAGUCGGCCUUCCUUAAUGCUCUUCUUGGUUCCUCUGAAUUCCAGAGCAAUAUUUUCAUCCACUCAGACAUGGAGUGUGGAGAUAUUCAACGGAAAAUUUCCAGCGGCCUCAUUGAGCUCACUUGGCACUUGCCACUUGAAAAGGAACAGCUUGAUGUUUUCAGUACACCAUGUUGUAUAUUAAAUCUGCGGGGAGACGCAAAGUUAUUCUCCAAACAUGUUGCAUUUCUUACUGAAGUUUCUUCAGUAAUUUGUCUUUUUGUAGACAACAUUGGUGAUGAAGAGGAGAAACUGAUCAGUGCUCUUCAAAGAUUAAAAGGAAAAGUGUUCCUACUGGUAAAUCCAAGAAACAGCAAUCUGCAGGAAAAUGGCAGAAGACUGAGCCGCUUGAAAUCCACCCUGAAUAUUACAAAGGAUCAGGUUUUGAUUCGUACCAAGAAAAAUGAUAGUGAAUUCAUAUCAGUGGUCCGCUCAGCAAUAUCUAAUGUCCUGACUUCAGAACCACGUACAAUGUCUUUGGAAAAAAUGGCAGAGGAUGCUAAAAGGUUUGGAUUUAACAUCGAUGAAGACUAUGCGCCAUGCCAGACUGGAAAGGAAAAAGCAAAUGUUGUUCUUAGAAACCUAAAACAGAGAACCUGUGAUGAAUUCCAACAGAAAAAGAGCCCAAAUGAAGGUGAUGAAGCAGAAGAUAUCACUUGUGAAUUUAACCAAGAAAGCAUUCCUAAAUUUAAAAAGAAAACUUUUCCAUUCCAAGGUGAAUUCUGGUGUGAGUAUUCUGAAAUAGACAAAGAGAGUUGGCGGUUAAAGAACAUUGGUCAGAAAAUGCCGUGCGAAUACACAAAGGAGUUAAAUCAGAAAAAGAAGAAAAUACGGCAGAAGCAAAUGGAAAAGGACAUUUCAGUUUCUGUUGAGAAAUUUAUUGAGGCGCUUAUGAGCACCAGUGAAGAAAGGCUCUUCUUCUUGCAUUGGAUGAAGAUGUAUUUGGAUUCUCUUUCUGCAGAUGUGUUACCUGAGAUUCAAAGACAGCUCAUGAAUUGUAAAGAUGAAAACAGAAAGAAGGCACUGCUAGAGAAGUUCUCCAACAGCUCAGUGGGACUGAAGCACUUUCUGCGUGAAAUUGGACAAAUUUACGAGGCUUUUGUAGCAACUGAAACCAAGCUGAAAUCAGACUUGUCGAGUUUACCCAGUGUGGCUGCGGAGAUUCUGCUCGAUGGUGUCCCAAUUGAGCUCAUUGAUGGCAAUGUCUCCGAUAUUCCACUGAGGUGGGUGUCAGACAUUUUAGCUGAAGUUCAGAACAAAACUCACCCAGACACUCGCAUAUAUGUGCUGUCAGUACUGGGGGUACAAAGCUCAGGGAAAUCCACCCUCCUCAACACCCUGUUUGGGCUGCAGUUUGCAGCCGGCACCGGAAGGUGCACACGGGGGGCCUUCAUGCAGCUCAUUCACUUGGAUGACAAUGUUAAAGAAGAACUGGGAUGUGAUUACAUUUUGGUGAUUGACACAGAGGGGCUGAGAGCCCCAGAGUUACUAAACUCAAAAAACAUCUAUGAGCAGGACAACGAGAUGGCAACACUCAUCAUUGGGUUAAGUGACAUCAUAUUAGUGACGCUGAGCUCUGAGAACAUUACAGAGAUGCAGGACAUUCUGCAGAUAGUCGUCCAUGCGAUGAUAAGAAUGAAGGAAACUGGAAAGAAGCCCAACAUUUAUUUUAUUCACAACAAUGUCUCCGACGUCUCUGCAGAUGUCAAGAACAUGUCUGGUAACAGAAAGCUUCUGGAGCAACUUGACAUUGUCACAAGGGCCGCAGCAAAACAGGAAAAUAAAGAAAAAACCUACUCCAGAUUUAGUGACGUGAUUCAGUACGAUCCGAGUAAAAUAAAUAUAUACAUACCUGGACUAUGGCGUGGCAUCCCACCGAUGGCAGCUGUCAGUAAUGGCUACAGUAAGAAAAUCUAUGAGUUGAAAACUGAACUUCUAGAGUGUAUGAAGAAGAAAAAGGUAGCCUACAGACCAAUGAGUAUAACAAACUACAUCAGGUCCAUGGUAGACCUGUCCAAUGCUGUCAAGUCAGAAGACUUCAUAUUCAGUUUUCAGAACAGCCUGGCAGCAGAAGCAUUUGCUAAACUCUCCAACCAGUGCAACAACUGGAAAUGGGAAAUCCAGCAGAGCUUCAUGGAGUGGAGAGAAGGAGCAGAGAUGAGAAAUAAAAGCUGUGAAGAGCCGGACUCUCUAGAGUCACAAUUAUCAAAAGAGGCUGGAGACCUGGCCAAGGAGAAGGAGGAACUGUACCUGAAAAAACUGACUGAUUAUUAUAAAUGUGAUGUGGAAAACAAACAAUACAUAGAAAGAGACAAACAAUACUUUGAAGUAAAUAUCAAAGGGCUCUGUCAGCAGUAUAGGGACACUGCACUUAUGGGGUGCAAAACGUUAAUGAAAAACUGCAGGAGAGUUAAUACGAUAAUGAAAAGAUAUAAAGAAAAGAUCAAGGAAAGGUUUAACAAUCUCGUGAAGGAAUGCAAAGAAGGGAAAAGCAAAGUUUUGGAGGCAGAACUUCAUAAAGAAUUUGAGAAGAUGUGGAAGGAAACUUUGGGGUCAUUGGAGAGACUUGUGAUUGAAGUGGACAUCAGAUAUGAUAUGGAAGUGAGCCUCCUGCAGUCAGACCCUACCAGGAGCAAAGAUAUCAAAGAAAAGCUGCGACGCAGAGGACUUCAUGAGUGGGGAAACAAAGAGUUUAUAGCUGAUGAUGAACCUCCAAAAGAUGAAAAUGAUUCUAAACGCCAAUGGAAUUUAUUAAAGCCAAUGAAUGGAAUAACAAGAAUGGCUGGAGGAAUCAAAGAGUACACCAAAUCAGUAUUUAACAGAGGAGCUCACGAAACUCAAAGGACAGCAGACAUGGUAAUAAGCACAUGUGUAAAGUAUAUUAAUACACUUGUGAACAGAGAUGCAGAUUAUGAUCCAAGCUUAUGCAUGGGAGUAAUCAAAGAAAUAGAAAGACAGAUGAAGACACUGGGGGAUGAGAAAAGGGAGAUGAUUGAUCAUCUGCAGGUGGACAUCAAACUUCACGUCUGUGGCUCAGCAGUCCAAAGAUUCCAGGAAAUGCAUCGCCGAUUUAUCAGUAAAAUUGAUCCACUGAGUAGACUGGAGGAGAGGAAGCAAAUUUACUGGGAGAUGUUCAGUGACCUGUACCAUGAAAGAGAUGAGAGCCAAAGGGCAGCAAAGAUGUUUUGUGACUUCUGUUUAAAAGAGUCGCUCAUUAGAGGAAUUGAGAGUCAAUUAUCAAAGAGAAUCGUCAGUGACAUGAGAGAGACGUGGGCCCCUCUGAAGCUUAGAAACAUCCCCAACUUCCAGUUAGCUCUGCUCAUCAGUUUACACGAAUCGGAGAGCUUUAAAGACUACAAGGAGUACAUCACAGAUUAUGAUGGCUAUGCACAGAGAUGGCUCUUCAAAGAGGUGGUGGAAUAUUGUAAAACUAUGGUGGACUGCAAAAUGAGAUUACAUUCAAUGGAGGAGGAAAUUAUGUGCAACAUGAUGGGAAAAGUGAAGGAAACGUUAAAAGAUGUAAAAGAAAGUCAAAUCAAAACAGCUGAAGAUUUUCUAACACAUUUUAUAAAAGCAAUUAAAAAGAGGCAGGUAUGGAUUAUUAAAGAAAACUUGGAUGUGAUUAAUUUAAAAAAUGUUAAGCAGUUUGAAGUGGAGCUGUCAGAGGCAAUUAAUGAAUUAGAAAAGGAGCUAAAAAAUCAAAUAACUCGUUCUGAUGUUGAAGGUAAAUUGAACAAUCUGUCCAGUCCACCUCAUGAGCAGCUGUUUGAAUUGCUAAAAGGCUGUGGAGAGAAAUGUCCAUACUGUGGGACUCCUUGUGAGCUCGACGGGCAAAAUCACCAGCACUACUCAAGAUACCACUGGGCAUUCGGCGUCAGCAAUGCUUCACCACAUUACCUGAAAUCUAAAUCAGUAAUUAGAAACAUGUUGUGGGUUUUUGACCAGAGAACAAUGAACUGUGUGUGCCAAAAUUAUCAAGCCAGACGACACAACACAGAAAUAAACUACUGGGGUGAACUUUACAAAGAUGACACCUCACUUUACUGGCAGUUUGUUCUCAAUAAGUAUAAGGAGGAUUUUGCAACAUUUUACAAGACCAAACCUGUUCGAUUCAUAGGAACAUUUAUUGUAAACUGGGAAGAUGUGAAGGGCGACCUAGAAAACAAAUACAAAAUCAGUCUUGAAGAUCUCAGGGUGAAGCACAGAAUGGAAUUACUGUAAUGUCUUAACUGCAGACCAGAUUGAUAAAGGUAGUAACAUCAGUCAAAGUAUGUUUACAAGAUAAAAGGAAAUAGUUCACCAAAUACCAUCAGAUAUAAAAUGAGUUUACGUAUACUCUUAAAUAUCACAUUCUAAACAGAGAGGCCACAAAAUCUGGGAAUUCAGCUUCAGACAUAUGAGAAAGCCAUUUAUUACUAAAUAAAAUAAUGUGAAGUCCUAUAAAAAGGCUGACUCUUAACACAUUGCUAAUCCUCUUUUUAUUCUUUAUGUAACUUCUAUUUUCUGUAAUAUUGCACAUUUUGGAAUGAAUGCUUUUUAUAGAUUCUGUUCUGGGCUCAAUGCUGGCUGUAUGUCAAAACUUUAAAAUACAAGGAAACAUCUGCUGUUAGAUAACAACGACAAGGUCCAACGUCAAGUGUCCCACUCCAAGACGUCUUCAUGUCAGCCUUUCCUAACUCUUGGGUUUAAACUUCACUACUAAAAGAACUUUAGGCCAAUGAGUCAGCAGUCUUGGGAUAAUGAGAGUGUGAGCACCAUGCACAUACUCAUCAUGUGUUAUCACUUUACGCACAGUCUGAUGAUACUGUGAUUCUAAUCUUUAAAUCUCCCCAAUGUCUUAGGCAUUGCCUGGUCCAUUCUUCCCUAUCAUUAACCUGUUUAUGAUCCUGACCAGCUUUUUGUGAUGCUAGGCAAAUUAAAUCAUGUGGUAGUCAUAUAAUGGAAGAAUGGAGAGAUGAAAUGGGGGUUUGAGUUUGAGGCAAUCUUUGGUUCUACUAUAAUAUUUAGUUUUAAGUGAUCUAUUUAAUAUUGUAUCUUUGCCUUUCUUAGUAUAUUUUUGCUCUGUUUAGUUGAACAAAUUGAGUUUUGACCUGCUGCUUCAUUUUAAUUAAUCUAUUUGCCUAUGGAAAAUAAAUACAUUUAGUUACCCACCA
This is a messenger RNA of Erpetoichthys calabaricus (reedfish), 7842 nucleotides long. Its product is annotated as interferon-induced very large GTPase 1-like. The coding region runs from base 95 to 6910 and encodes 2271 amino acids. The record is from RefSeq and is a predicted model, not a curated record. The transcript has 2 exons. Lineage: Eukaryota; Metazoa; Chordata; Cladistia; Polypteriformes; Polypteridae. Gene Ontology annotation, molecular function: GTP binding.